This is a messenger RNA of Medioppia subpectinata, 2388 nucleotides long. The record is from the annotation of a GenBank genome assembly. Lineage: Eukaryota; Metazoa; Arthropoda; Arachnida; Sarcoptiformes; Oppiidae.
AUGAUGGGUUUGGAACAUAGAGGUCUUAACACUCUUAACAAUUGCAAAAUUGAUCACAAGUUUGAUAUAAGAGAUGACAAGAAUUAUAGAGCAGAUGAAAGUCAAGAGAUUGAGAGUCACAUCAAGAAGAAGAGAGUGGUUCGCAAAUGCGGGCCCAAAGUGCCAGAAAAGCCCGAACGGGCCCUCUAUUGCCUAACACUUAAAAAUCCGAUCCGAAAAAUAUGCAUUAAUAUCAAGAAGAGAGUGGUUCGCAAAUGCGGGCCCAAAGUGCCAGAAAAGCCCGAACGGGCCCUCUAUUGCCUAACACUUAAAAAUCCGAUCCGAAAAAUAUGCAUUAAUAUUGUUGAAUGGAAACCCACUGAAUGGCUUAUAUUAGUGACCAUAUGUCUCAACUGUAUAGCACUCGGCGUUUAUACUCCUUAUCCAUAUUUAGACACAAACAACACAAACCAGAUUCUGGAAAAAGUGGAAUAUUUCUUUUUAGUGGUGUUCACAGUGGAGUGUUUUAUGAAGAUUAUAGCGUACGGCCUAUUCAUGCAUUCGGGCGCUUACUUAAGGAGCGCUUGGAAUUUGUUAGACUUCGUAAUAGUAGUGAUUGGACUCGUGAGCACUUUCUUGGCCUCUCUAUUCACCGAAGGCAUAGACGUGAAGGCGUUGCGAGCGUUCCGUGUAUUGAGGCCUUUAAGGCUAGUGUCGGGAGUGCCCAGUCUUCAAGUCGUCUUAAAUUCCAUUAUCAAAGCAAUGGUGCCUUUACUUCACAUCGCAUUACUUGUCAUAUUUGUGAUUGUCAUCUAUGCUAUCAUUGGAUUAGAGCUAUUUGUUGGCCGUAUGCAUAUGGCAUGCUUUCACAACCAUACCGGUGAAAUUACUCCGGAUCCCACUCCUUGUGGAGGUGCCUAUCCAUGUGAGCCGCCAUAUGAGUGCAAAGAAUACUGGGAGGGCCCCAACACAGGCAUAACAAACUUUGAUAAUUUUGGUUUAGCAAUGCUUACGGUUUUCCAGUGCGUGACAAACGAGGGCUGGACUAAUGUUCUGUACAAUAUCAAUGAUUCGCCUCAUUAUAUUGGGCUCAUUCUUCGUCAUGAAUCUGGUUCUCGGAUAAUUAUAUUGGUUUUUCUCAAUACUCUCACUCUGGCGUCAGAGCAUUACCAACAGAAGCAAUGGUUGGAUGAGUUUCAGGAAAUAGCAAACAUGAUAUUUGUUAUACUAUUUCUAUUAGAAAUGCUUCUCAAGAUGUAUAGCCUUGGCUUUCAGGGAUAUUUCGUGUCUCUGUUUAAUCGAUUUGAUUGUUUUGUUGUCAUCAGUUCUAUAUUGGAAGUAGUGUUGACCACAACUGAUGUUAUGCCUCCCCUCGGAGUUUCUGUGUUGAGAUGUGUUCGUCUCCUGAGAAUAUUUAAAGUAACCAAAUAUUGGACAUCAUUGAGGAAUUUGGUCGCAUCGCUCAUCAACUCCAUGCGAGCCAUCGCUUCUCUGCUUUUAUUGUUAUUUCUAUUUAUUGUCAUCUUUUCAUUGCUCGGAAUGCAAGUCUUCGGAGGCAAGUUCUCAUUCAGAGAGAAAGAGAAACCUAGAUGGAAUUUCGACACAUUCUGGCAGUCGUUACUCACUAUAUUGACGGGCGAGGACUGGAAUGAAGUCAUGUAUGACGGAAUCAAUGCUUAUGGAGAUAUUCUGUUGAAUGUAUUUUUGGCCAUCGCUGUCGACAACUUAGCCGAUGCUGAAAGUCUGACAGCCAUUGAAAAAGAAGAAGAUGAAGAAUUAGAAGAAGGGGAUGAUGACAAUGAAAGUAAUGGUGAAAAUGAUGACGAGUCGGAUGACGACAUUUAUAAAAAUGAAGACAUUGAUGAGAAGACAAGCGACUACACGGGUGCCAGACCUCGAAGAAUGUCUGAAUUAAACUUUGCCACAAAAGUGCCAUCAAUUCCGAAAUAUAGUUCAUUCUUUGUGUUCAGUCAUACAAAUAGAUUUCGAGUGCUUUGCCAUAGGAUUAUAAAUCACAGUUAUUUUGGAAAUAUAGUUCUUUGUUGUAUUCUUAUAAGCAGUGGAAUGCUUGCGGCCGAAGACCCUCUCGACUCCAACUCACCCCGAAAUAUAAUUCUCAAUUAUUUCGACUGGUUUUUCACAACAAUAUUUACAAUUGAGAUAUCAUUAAAAACAAUAACUUACGGUGUAAUUCUACACAAGGGAUCUUUUUGUCGAAGUUAUUUCAAUUUAUUGGAUAUAUUAGUUGUUUGCUGUUCUCUCAUAUCAUUUGGAUUUCAAAGCGGAACCAUUUCUGUCAUCAAAAUAUUACGUGUUUUACGGGUCUUAAGGCCUUUACGUGCCAUUAAUCGCGCCAAAGGACUCAAAAUUGUCUCUGGAAUUGUCUCUGGAAUAUUAUGGAGUAUGUAA